Symbiodinium natans is the source of this 2919-nucleotide messenger RNA. Lineage: Eukaryota; Dinophyceae; Suessiales; Symbiodiniaceae. The record is from the annotation of a GenBank genome assembly.
AUGGCUGAUUCCGAGUUGGAGAGUGCACUGGCGAAGGAAGGCUUGGCAGCAGAGGUCAUCAAAGUGGCCACGGAAGGGGGCUGGACAGCCUCGGCGUUCAAACACGUUGUUGAAACUCAGGCAGAAGUUGAGGGAGCCAUCCCCGAGAUCUUCCCAGGUCAGAUUUUGUCUCGGUUGCAGAUAGCCCAGAUCAAAGCAGCGUGGGCGGGCAUGCAAACAUCCAGUUCCUCUAGUGCUCUACCGGCCCCUGUCAACGCAGAUCCUACUUUGGAGACAUGGGUAGAGAGUUUUGCUCCCAAAAUUGCAUCCACGAAGCUGUCCGAAAUGAAGCGCCAAUUCCUUGCAAAUUACCCAAGUGAGGUCUUGAAUCCAUCUACUCUACCCUCUUUGAGGCUGAUUUCCCUCGCAGCUCAUCAAGAGGCACGUUCGGAGUAUAAAUGGAUAGCUUGGAAACAUCGCAUGACGGAAGAGAAAGCUUCGGAGUUGUUAAUAGCCAGACCCCACAAACAGCCCAAGCUCGAAAUGCUGGGUCUUUCCAGCUUGCUCCUUGAUGAUCCGCCUACAAUCGAAGUGACCGAUGCCAAUAUGGGUAUCAGUGGCAUCCAGCGAAUCUUGGCAGUGCAUGACGUUGCGUUGGCCAUGGUUGGCUCUGCUCACCUUGCCCGCCUUAAAGCCUACAGCUGCAAGUUCGUCCAGCUUGUGUCCCAGCGUUUCGACCCAACAUCAGGCCUGCGUGCACCGACAAUCCUAGAAGCGCAACAGGCAGAUUGUCGGAUUUGGCAGAGCAUCCAUUCUUUAGUCAGUGAGAAAGCUUGGAGCUUGAAUGACGCGUUGCAUGAGUUCACUGAAAUCAGAGGUGAGCUUAGCACCUUGCUGCAGGCUCGUCCGAAAGCCUUGUUCAUCCCCCGCGGCCCCGAUCUCAAAGGCAAGGGGAAGCAGGCAGGUGCAAAUCGUGUUGCUGGGUAUGAUAUCCAGCCGGCAGCUCGGCCAGCCGAGCCUGUAAAUGUGCUUCCGAAAUCGGUCUCCUUGUUGGAGACAAAUGCUGGGCCUGUGUCGUCGCCAGCAGUGCAAUGUCCUCAGGGCAACAUCCCUUCACAACCCGUGUUGGGUGAUGUCACGUGCAACAUGCCUGGUCGUUCCAGGAAUGAGGUAACACCCGGGCAGGAGCGUUACUUCAGCGGCUCCGGGGGAAUCGGGAUACUGGAACUUUGGGGUGCGCCUAGGGAAUCCUUCGGCCCGUUCAUCAGUUACGGACACAGCAAAUUUGCCGGGGUCGUCAAAUUUGACAGUGGGGAUAGGUCCUACUCGGAUGGAGGCCUUUGGGUCGAGGACCAAGCAGGCACUGUACCGCAGUUCAUCCCCAAGCUUGGGGUGACUCUCCCGGGCAAGAUCGUCACAACGCAUCAUGCGCCGUUUAAGUUCCCCGUACACCUUUGGCACUGCACCCAACCGUGGCUUGGCGAUCGAUGGGUGCUGACUGCCUUUACCCUCCCAGGUGUUGUGGGGUAUUGUGCGGCAUCCCCUUGCUGUUCGGAAUACUCCCGCCUGAAACUCUUUGGAGGUGCUAUGUCCUGGGAAGAAUCGUGCGUUCAAGGCUGGUUGCACUGUGGGUCUACAGCCCUCAUUGUCCUCCCGGCCUGUGCUUUUGGGGAGAACUGGGCAAAAACUUGGCUGUUUGCAUCGAGCUUUCAAGCCCUGUCCGUGAUGGGGCAGACGUGUCAACACGGACGCAAUGCACAUGAGUCCGUGCAGGGACGUGAGAGUGAUGGUUCGUUCAAAAGUCGUAAGACCGCUAAGUACCCCCAAUGCCUGGCGGAAGAAUUCGCGUUGCACAUCAGGCCGCUUCUUGCAGGUGCACAGAUUGAACACACUCUUGCCACCGCGUCAGCUUUAGUACCUGUCAAGGCCCUGGAUGUUGGACCGUGGGUAAUCCACGAUGGGGCAGGUCGCCACUCUUGUGGGGAUUGGAGCACCCCAUUGUGCCAGGAUAAGCUCAAAAAUCUUCGGACAUACCUUCUGGGGAAAGUUUGUGACAUGCAGGGCCCCAAACGCCUGCUUGCUAAAGCCACUUGGCCCAAUCCUGAACCCCUCUUCACCGCUUCGGAGGUGCAAGAUGCGCGCAAAGACUUCUUCUCCUGCUUAGGUGUGGCAACAGAUGCAAAUACAUGGAAGGUCCGUGAGCAUCAACCCUUGCAUCUGCAUGCGCUUGAGGCACUUGCCUGUUUUUGUGGUGAUCCAGAUGUGAGUCUUUGCAAAUCCCUGUUGCAAGGCGUCCCCACGGGGUACAACAACGAUAUCCCAGUGUCAAAUUGUUUUUGGCCGAAUCAAAAAGAGAACCUUGAGGAUGUAUCAUUGUCCAUUCACAUGCAGAAUUGGCGCUCGGCCUCAGUGGAUUUGUCCGUGACCCAAGCCUUGCUGCAGGAGGAGUUAGAUCAGGGUUUUUGCUUCAAGUUUGAUGGCGACAUUGAGGCAGCUAAGGCAAAGUGGCCGGGUACACUGGCAAUAGGCAAGCUCUCCGUGGUCCGUGCGCCCAAUCGUUCUGAGAGGUUGGUCUUAGAUAAUUCAGUGUGUGGCACGAAUGCAAGUUGCAGUGUUCCAGAAGUCCAGCAUAUGCCAUCAGUGAGGGACGUGAUGCACUGUUUCCCCCUUCGGGGCACCCGCUCGCGGCAAGCUGCCAUUUCUCUUGAUGUCAAAAGUGCUCACAAAAGGUGUGUUGUCAAGGAGUCCGAGCAGGGUCUCCUAGGUUUCGCUUUCGCAGAUUCUCUGUACUUCUAUCGCGUGGCCCCAUUCGGGGCGGUCUUUGCACAGCAUUGGUGGGGGCGCUUAGGUCAACUCCUGCUUCUCAAGUCCUUGUCUGCCAUGGACCAUGCGUUGCGGUCUGCGAACCUCUUGGCUGCUUGCCUGAGUAAGAGUCUGUAA